CGCUUCCGGAGCAGUAUGGCGGCUACGGAGGACGAGCAGUCGGCAGGGGUCUGUGAGGGCGAACGGUUGGAUUUCCUGCGGGACCGGCAUGUACGGUUCUUUCAACGCUGCCUCCAGGUCUUACCGGAGCGCUAUUCUUCUCUGGAGACAAGCAGGUUGACAAUAGCAUUUUUUGCACUCUCCGGGCUGGAUAUGUUGGAUUCCUUAGAAGUAGUGAACAAAGAUAAUAUCAUAGAAUGGAUUUACUCCCUGCAGGUCCUUCCCACAGAAGACAGAUCAAAUUUAAAUCGCUGUGGUUUCCGAGGUUCUUCAUACUUGGGUAUUCCAUUCAAUCCAUCAAAGAAUCCUGGGACAGCUCAUCCUUAUGAUAGUGGCCACAUAGCAAUGACCUACACUGGCCUGUCAUGCUUAGUUAUUCUUGGAGAUGACUUAAGCAGAGUAAAUAAAGAAGCUUGUUUAGCAGGCUUAAGAGCUCUUCAGCUAGAAGAUGGAAGUUUUUGUGCUGUACCUGAAGGAAGUGAAAAUGACAUGCGAUUUGUGUACUGUGCUUCCUGUAUUUGCUAUAUGCUCAACAACUGGUCAGGCAUGGAUAUGAAAAAAGCCAUUGACUAUAUUAGAAGAAGUAUGUCCUAUGACAAUGGACUGGCCCAGGGAGCUGGACUUGAAUCUCAUGGAGGAUCAACUUUUUGUGGCAUUGCAUCACUGUGUCUGAUGGGUAAACUAGAAGAAGUUUUUUCUGAAAAAGAAUUGAACAGGAUAAAGAGAUGGUGUAUAAUGAGGCAACAAAAUGGUUAUCACGGAAGACCUAAUAAGCCUGUAGACACCUGUUAUUCUUUUUGGGUAGGAGCAACUUUAAAGCUUCUGAAAAUUUUCCAAUACACGAACUUUGAAAAAAAUAGAAAUUAUAUCUUAUCAACUCAAGAUCGCCUAGUAGGGGGAUUUGCCAAGUGGCCGGAUAGUCAUCCAGAUGCUUUACAUGCAUACUUUGGGAUUUGUGGCCUGUCACUAAUGGAGGAAAGUGGAAUUUGUAAAGUACAUCCUGCCCUGAAUGUAAGCACACGGACUUCUGAACGUCUUCGAGCUCUCCACCAGAGUUGGAAAACCAAGGACUCUAUGCACUGUUCAGAGAACAUACACAUCUCCACAUGAAUGGCGUUAGAUUGGGACAGUAGGGGUGGGGGGAGGUUUGUAGCAUAAUAGUAGCCCAAGGGUAAAAGCCAUGUAUAACCAAGUGUGCACUUUUUUAAAGAGGUGGAGUCAUACAAUCAACUCUCACGCUGAUGUCACUUUGGGAUAUGGUCUUAAGCCAAUAACUUUUGUACUGUGUUUCAAGGAAAUCUUUGUUGAAGUCUGAACCACAGUGGACUCUAUCAUAGUUCUUAAAUGUUUAUACUGUAUUUCUAAGAAGUUCUUUGAGGCAGAUUAACUGUAUGUGUGUAGUUACCUAUAAAAAAAAAACAAAAAAACAGUUCAGUACAAAUUGUAUCAUGAAAUGGACACAAAUCUUCAAAACAGUUUACAUUUCAUAUAGCAUUGAUAAUCUUCCGGUGAACACUUAGUGAUUAUUUUUAAAGUUUGAUUAUGAACAGUAGAAAAUGGCUUGAAGAAUUAUCUGGGAUUAGUCUUUGAAAAUAGAUAAUUCCAUAAUUUUUUAAAAGAAUGACUUAUUUUGUCUUAUUCUAAAGUAGAGUGUGCCUAUUUAAAUGGAAUUAGUGACUUCACAGUAAGAAUCAAUGACAGGCUUAACUAAUACAAUAGUUUUCUAGGGAAAGAUUGUUUUAACAAGAUUCUAUUAUGUAUUAAAGUCACUGUAACUGAGAGAACAGUAGUUAGCUCUAUGUGAUUGUGAAAAGAAAAGCUCUGUGCCAUG
Chrysochloris asiatica (Cape golden mole) is the source of this 1870-nucleotide messenger RNA. RefSeq names its product protein geranylgeranyltransferase type I, beta subunit (gene PGGT1B). The transcript has 9 exons. Gene Ontology annotation, molecular function: CAAX-protein geranylgeranyltransferase activity. Gene Ontology annotation, biological process: protein geranylgeranylation. Bases 16 to 1149 code for a protein of 377 amino acids. Gene Ontology annotation, cellular component: CAAX-protein geranylgeranyltransferase complex. The record is from RefSeq and is a predicted model, not a curated record. NCBI's taxonomy places the organism in Eukaryota, Metazoa, Chordata, Mammalia, Afrosoricida, Chrysochloridae.